Scomber japonicus (chub mackerel) is the source of this 2978-nucleotide messenger RNA. RefSeq names its product zinc finger protein 318-like. The transcript has 8 exons. The record is from RefSeq and is a predicted model, not a curated record. Bases 255 to 2801 code for a protein of 848 amino acids. Lineage: Eukaryota; Metazoa; Chordata; Actinopteri; Scombriformes; Scombridae.
UUUACCAAUAACGGUGCUUCUCCCCUGUUACUGAAGCGCAUUAAAGCCCAGUUUUGUUAUUUGGCUUGCCAAUAACUCAGACUUAUAGUAACGUUAGCCUUCAAAUGUAUAACUCCCUGCAAUGCGACAUCUGAAGAGGUCGUUUGACCAGCUGUAGUAGGUUUGUGCUAACAACACUCCACAUUGUCUCCACACUGUUGCUGCUUCUCAAGGCCUGUACAGACCCCUGAAGUGUGUGAGAGGCUGGCUGCAGGAUGAAUCCACUUCACUGGGAAGAUAAUCUUUGGAGACUGCCCAGAAAUCUGGACCCAAAUCACCAAAGUGGUGUUAAUUACAGCAGUGGAAGCGCCUCCACAAUUAGGGACACUUACUGCCAAUACUCAAGAUACACAGUUGAUGAACCACACAGCAGCACGGAAGUGAAUGUAGGAUGGAAUGAACUCAAUCCUCCCUCCCAUAACUUUUACAGUAAGGAGUCAGAAGCCGAGGACACAGACGGAGCACCACUGGAGAUGGAUGAGGAGGAUCCAGAGCUGACAAGAAAGAGGAAACAGCUUAAAGAGAUAGAAGAGCAAAUAAUGCGCAAGAAAUUUUCCAUAGCUCUGAAAACAGUUGAACCAAUCAUAAAGAAGACAAUGUCACACGGUUAUUCUAGUAAUAAACAGUCAGAUACAUGUAAAGGUGAAACUCUUAGAGACAGGGUGAAUGCAAUUUUGCAGCAACGGCACUCUCUCAGCUUUGUGACAAAGUCAGCAGAAAAGAGACUGAACUCAUCCCGCCUUAGCAAAGGUGGUGGUGUGCUGCAGGAGGAUCAUCCACUGAAGCUCAGAGUGAAAGCACUGAUGAAGCAGAGGUUAAGUGACCCCUGUGACCCCCUGCCACCAGCAAACUGCAAGGUCCCUGAUGUCACACCACUUCCUCCCAGCCAAAGUGUUAAUUCAUCAGCCCAGGAGGGGAGCAGCACCAACCAGGGCUAUCAGCGCUUCCUCGAUGUGCUCAACAAAGGAGUGGACAUCAACCUGCUGGACAAGGUUCCUGAUGCCACACCAAUUCCUCCAAGCCAAAUUGUUCCUUCACCAGCCCAGGAGGAGAGCAGCGCCAACAAAGGCUUUCAGCGCUUCCUCGACAUGCUCAACAAAGGAGUGGACAUCGAGUUGCUCAGUAGGAUUGUCAAUGAUGACAGUGAAGACCUCACUUUAGACCCCCCGAAUCUUCAGAUCCCUGUUGUGGAGAGAAAUUCACAUCUUCCUUUUAUGAGUGAGAGUCAGCAAUCCCACAGUGGAACCCCUCCACUGUCGAGCCACAGUCGGACCAAAAGUGGAGAGAGUAAAGCUGACCCGCUGAGUCGAGAGCAAUCCCACAAUGAGAGCCGCUCGCUGCCUGAUGAGGUGAAGAAGAAUAACGUAGGAGGCCCCUGUUUUGGCUCGAGCAGUCGAUCAAAGUCUCCCCCGGCAGUGAAGAAGACAAAGAAAGUAGAAGAAGUAAAACCAAAGGUGGAUGAGCAGCAGGAACAACUCCAAAACAUUCUUAAAACUCUGGGGUUGAGCCUGGAAGUGGAGGAGAUGAGUAAGCUAGCGGAUCGGACUCAGGAGAGGCUGUACGGUAAGAAGCACGACGAAGGACGGAGGCCUGACACUACAGAGGAGCAGGAGAGUCAAUUGAGGGAUUCCCACAAACAUUACAGCAAGUCCUCUUCCUCCACCUCCUCAAGGUCCUCCUCUAGUAGCUUUAGUCCAAGCCCCUCUCGCCAACCAUGCUCUCACAGCCAAGAAAGAGGAAGAGCGUCUGAACUCAGCCACUCGAGAGACAGAAGCCGAAACCUCAUAACAUGUGGAGAUGGCAGUCUGGACAACCAAGACGCACAGAGGCACAUGGACAAAGAUGGAAAAGACUCCAAAGAAAUGUCUUUUCAACAUCCGUAUCCACAAAACCAAUCGUAUCCCCCUGUCCACCCGCCUACUUUUCAUCCAUAUCCAGAUUACAGUAUGGCUCGAUACUCUGAGCACACCAUGUACCACAACGGCUCUUACAGCACUGCCACAAAUUCUUACUGGACAUAUUCUCAGGAUGCCGUUCCUUCUCCCCUUCAUCCCAGCGGAUAUCGUUAUCCACAGAGCAGCUACCAUCACUUCCCUAUCCCUGUAAUGACACCUAACUCUCAUCAGAACCCUCUUGAUGACAUUAACUUACUUGUGAAUCCAGAUCUUUCUAAGAGCGAAGGCCAGAUGGGAUCAUCUUCUGGCCCUCGCUGCCUCCAGGUUAUCAGGACUAAGAGUUGUCUAAAACAGCUCACAAAGAGUUGUAGGCGGAAGGGGAUGGGCCAAAAUAAAAAACGUCCUCUCGCUAAUCCAGACCCGCCUGAUAGCGAAGGCCCUAGUGAAUUGUUUGAUGACCCUGACUGCGUCAAAAUCUUCACUGUAACCUCGAAGAGAGAAUUCAAGAGGAGGAUGAAGUAUGAAACAUGGUUGGAGAACAAAAAAGAAAAGAAACGGUUAAAUAGACGGAAAAAACGAGGAGCAUUAACACAGACGAAGAUGGUACUACGGAGCAAGAAAGAGGACCAGGAAACAGUGCAGCAGUCAGCAGUUGAUCAACCACCAAUUGAGCUGCCAGAGGAGGAAAUACGGCAACUGACAGAGAAGGAAAUAAAAGCAAUCCUGAGGAAAAAGUCAACAGUUGAGCAACCACCAGCUGAGCAGCCAGAUGGGGAAAAACGGCAACUGACAGAGAAGGAAGUAAAAGCAAACCUGAGGAAAAAGCUUGAAGCUUUUAACCAGAUGGCGAAGCAACAAGUCCCUUAGCCAGCUCCUGCACCUGACGGACAGGUGAAAACCAGUGAAGAGUGUCUGCACCUGCUGUGAACCCCAACAGACCACGUGGACCUCUUGUGCACCAUUCACUAUCCACACAUGCAGUUUAGUUUAGAUUUUUAGUGAAUCACCAUUGCUAAAAAAAAAAGAAGUAAAUUCUUGUGCAAU